AUGGAAAGUGAAUAUGAUAUGAUAGCAUUAACUGAGACCUUUCUUACGAGUUCAGUGUCCAAUGGUGAACUCUUUCCUCCGGGUUUUCAUGUGGUUCGUAAAGAUAGACCUGGUGAUUGUGGAUGGGGAGGAGUUUUGCUCGCGAUUCGUGAUCGUCAUAAUGUUAAAAUAGUUACGGAUAUUGUUAGUAUGACUGAUGACAAAGAAUUAAUAUUUGCAAUUGUGACAUUUAAAAAUGUAAAAGUUUUAUGUUGUGUCGUAUAUCUGCCACCAAAUUAUAAGGAUGAGCAAUAUUUGAAUGUUUUGACAUGUAUAGAAAAUGUGAUUUGUACCUCGCUCGAAUACCAAUACAGAUUGGAACUGGCGUAA
This is a messenger RNA of Parnassius mnemosyne (clouded apollo), 369 nucleotides long. NCBI's taxonomy places the organism in Eukaryota, Metazoa, Arthropoda, Insecta, Lepidoptera, Papilionidae. The record is from the annotation of a GenBank genome assembly.